AUGUCGCCCCCCAAAUCUCCUCCAGCCGAGCCCAAGUCUAUCUUAUACCGCGCUCAUGCCUUUCUUGCAAUAUGUGGUGUCAUUUACGGGCUGCUUAUGGUGCUGCUCUUCGUCCCCUUCAUCCAGACCCACGUGCUAUACAUGAACGCCAUCAGGAUACCAUGGUUUGCUAAAUACGAUGUACCUGAACAGUAUGGCUUCGCUCCUGGAAAAGCAGUCAAUCUACGACUGCAGGCGGCGGACAACGUCUCAAUCGGUGCUUGGUUUGUCCUCGCCGACUCGUAUUAUCAAACCAUAUAUCCAUCCUCCCCCGAGUCAUACACAUCACCCACCCGCGAGGAACUCUUAUCUGACCAUAUUCCGCGUGCCGUAGCUUCACGCCCCACCAUCAUUUUCUUCCACGGCAACAUGGCUACCCGCGUCUUCUUUCUGCGUGUCGCAUACUACAAAGCCUUUGCCAGCAGACUCGGUGCCAACGUCCUCGCCAUCGACUACCGGGGUUUCGGCGACUCCGAUGGCACACCCAGCGAGGAUGGCUUGGCAAAGGACGCCCGCGCUGCAUGGGACUGGGUCAUUGAGAUGAAGAAGCAUGCGGGCGCCGACCGAGUUCAAGAUCUCGGUGACGAUGUCCUGAUCGUCGGACAUAGUCUCGGGACUGCGGUGGCAGCACGCCUGGCAGCAGAACUGAGCCAGGAAAAUGUCAAAUAUCGCGGCGUCGUGCUCCUGUCACCGUUCGAGAGCAUAGGAAAUCUGUUGGCUGAAUAUCAUUUCUUCGGGGUCAUCCCACUUAUGAAGCCCAUCCACUCUAUUCCAGGAGCAGGGAAAAUCCUUAACUGGGGCUUGGUGCACAAGUUCGACACAGCUGCAAGACUACAUGAAAUCAAAGAACCCAUACUAAUUGCGCACGCUGAAAACGACUGGGACAUCCCAUCCUCGCAUUCCGAAAAUCUUUUUGCUGCCAUACUCGAUCCCCAUCUCCCAGCAGUUCCCGAAGUCCCUCUCGGGCCUAUUUCAUGGACCAAAGAAGAUUGGGAUGCAUUCACGCAGGAGAAGGCUUUCCGCGUAAAAGCCCGUGAGGCGCUAGUGACGACGUAUUUGAUUCCUGAUGUCGGUCGCAUUGAACGUUUCGAGAAAGGUGGUAGUAAGGCCGUGUUUUUCAAGACUCUUCAUGGGGGGCAUGAUAUGAUUGCUCUCCAAGAAAGCGUUCAAGAGGAGAUGCGUAGAUUAUAUAUGUAG
Molecule: messenger RNA, 1236 nt
Organism: Pleurotus ostreatus (oyster mushroom)
Lineage: Eukaryota; Fungi; Basidiomycota; Agaricomycetes; Agaricales; Pleurotaceae
Exons: 6
Coding region: 1-1236 (411 amino acids)
Biological process (GO): monoacylglycerol catabolic process; phosphatidylserine catabolic process
Cellular component (GO): endoplasmic reticulum membrane
Molecular function (GO): phosphatidylcholine lysophospholipase A1 activity; monoacylglycerol lipase activity
Source: RefSeq, a predicted model, not a curated record